CCUCGGACUCACAACCUUAUUGGUUGUGAUCUCUCUGUCUCACAACCCCGGGGAGGAGCUUCUGCAAACUUAAAAGGCAAGAUCUUGCCCCAGUUUACUGCGUAGCUUUCCAAAGCAAGUCUGCCAGUUUUCUGUCUUAUUCUGAGGUUCGCCAGGUCAUGGUGCCAGCCUGACUGAGAAGAGGACGCUCCCGGGAGACGAAUGAGGAACCACCUCCUCCUGCUGUUCAAGUACAGGGGCCUGGUGCGCAAAGGGAAGAAAAGCAAAAGACGAAAAUGGCUAAAUUCAAGAUCCGUCCAGCCACUGCUUCCGACUGCAGUGACAUCCUGCGACUGAUCAAGGAACUGGCUAAAUAUGAAUACAUGGAAGAUCAAGUAAUGUUAACUGAGAAAGAUCUCCUAGAGGAUGGUUUCGGAGAGCACCCCUUCUACCACUGCCUGGUUGCAGAAGUGCCUAAAGAGCACUGGACCCCUGAAGGUUACAGUCUCUAGCUUCGCCAUGUACAUGGCCCUUCUGUGUACAUGGAUGGGCGGGGAGGUAACUAAAAGAUCCUUUACACAAUAAAGUAGAUGAUCAUGAUAAAUGAGGACACAGCAUUGUUGGUUUCGCCAUGUACUAUUUUACCUAUGACCCAUGGAUUGGCAAGUUAUUGUAUCUUGAAGACUUCUUUGUGAUGAGUGAUUACAGAGGCUUUGGUAUAGGAUCAGAAAUUUUGAAGAAUCUAAGCCAGGUUGCCAUGAAGUGUCGCUGCAGCAGUAUGCACUUCUUGGUAGCAGAAUGGAAUGAACCAUCUAUCAACUUCUACAAACGAAGAGGUGCUUCUGACCUGUCCAGUGAAGAGGGAUGGAGGCUCUUCAAGAUUGACAAAGAGUACUUGCUAAAAAUGGCAGCAGAGGAGUGAGGAGUGCUGGUGUAGACGAUGACAACCUCCAUUAUACUUUAGAAUAAAUUCUCAACUUAUCUUGCUUUCUAUCUCAUUUGUAGUGAAAUAAUAGCGUGAGCACCCAUUCCAAAGCUUUAUUACCAGUGGCGUUGUUGCAUGUUUGAAAUGCAGUCUGUUUAAAAUGGCAGUCAUGUAUGUGGUUUGGAGGCAGAAUUCUUGAACAUCUUUUGAUAAACAACAAGGUUGUGUGAUCUUACUAUAUAUGAAAAACAAAACUUCAUUCUUGUGAGUCAUUUAAAUGUGUACAAUGUACACACUGGUACUUAGAGUUUCUGUUUUGAUUCUUUUUUUAAUAAACUACUUUGAUUUAAUUUUCAGCAUAAGCA
Molecule: messenger RNA, 1269 nt
Organism: Peromyscus leucopus (white-footed mouse)
Lineage: Eukaryota; Metazoa; Chordata; Mammalia; Rodentia; Cricetidae
Gene: Sat1
Product: spermidine/spermine N1-acetyltransferase 1
Exons: 7
Coding region: 611-901 (96 amino acids)
Cellular component (GO): cytosol
Molecular function (GO): N-acetyltransferase activity
Source: RefSeq, a predicted model, not a curated record